Molecule: messenger RNA, 1208 nt
Organism: Prosopis cineraria
Lineage: Eukaryota; Viridiplantae; Streptophyta; Magnoliopsida; Fabales; Fabaceae
Product: F-box protein At2g26850-like
Exons: 9
Source: RefSeq, a predicted model, not a curated record
AUUGGGCGUAUGCUACCAUAGGACACCUGGAAACAUGUGAUGAUGAGAAUGAGAAUAAUCAUUGUGGGUGCGGCCGAAAUGACUUGGUGGUGGUGGAGUUCAAACAGUAUGCUCCAAGAUCUCGACUGAGACGCCUAGUGCUUAGCAGAAACAACUACCGGGAGCAUGAUGGUGGAAUGGCUCGCUUGCGCCUGACGUUAUUAUAUGUGGUGGGGCUUUCCCCGGCUCCGCCACGGUCAAUUGAUGAUCCCCUAAGAUUUGCCAGAAUCAAGCUUAGACUGCAUUCUAAAACAUCUUUCACCAUCGGAAUUGUGUGUAACCUCGGAAGUUUGCGUGGUCCUGAGGAAGAGAUGUCAGCUGAUGAUCUCUGGAAACAACACAUCCAACGAAAAUGGGGUCCACUAUUAGGAGAGGCAAUUUAUAAGGAGUGGCAACGGCAUAUGACAUCAGCAAAACAACAUAAACCUCUGGGGAACGAUCACAGUGGAUCAGUGGGAACUAUCAGUGGUGAUUGGCCACGUCUCUCUCUCGGUUCAUAUUUGGAAGACUCUGUCAGGCUUAGAGGUUCAUUAUCAAGUCAUUUCAUGAAAGCUCUGUAUUUCUCUCUCGAGAGUGGCAAGUUCUGGUUCCCGGCUCAAUUUUACAGGGGCACUGUUUUUGUAUCUUGUGGCCAUGGCUUAAUUAGUUACGACUCUGGAUCAGAUUCCUUUCACGUACGAAAAAAAGAAGGUGCCUGGGAGUUAUUGGAGAAAAACAUGGGAUGGGAUAUGGCGAGAGCACCACCUAUCGAAAUUGCUCCAAAUGCUCUUCAUGUCUCUGAUCCCAGCAAUUUGAAACCUGGGGAUCACAUUGAAAUCCAACGUAGAACAUUUAUACAAACAUCUUAUGAUCGGGCGUAUGCUACCAUAGGACACCUGGAAACAUGUGGUGAUGAGAACGAUAAUCAUUGUGGGUGCGACCGGAAUGACUUGGUGGUGGUGGAGUUCAAGCAGUACGCUCCCACGUCUCGACUGAGACGCCGAGUGCUCAGCAGAAACAACCACCGGGAGCACGAUGAUGGAUUGGGUUACUUGUAUGGAGGAAUCAGGAAGAUUCAUAGCCAACAACACAUUGAUGCCUGGACAAAAAUCUUUCCCCAACAUCACGUGUCUGAGAUUGUUUAUAUACGUGGGCCUCCAUCGCCGCCGCGGUUAAUGAUGAUCCCCUGA